Messenger RNA from Pygocentrus nattereri (red-bellied piranha), 2828 nucleotides. Its product is annotated as class I histocompatibility antigen, F10 alpha chain-like. The record is from RefSeq and is a predicted model, not a curated record. The coding region runs from base 117 to 1265 and encodes 382 amino acids. Gene Ontology annotation, cellular component: external side of plasma membrane. The transcript is spliced from 8 exons. Gene Ontology annotation, biological process: immune response. NCBI's taxonomy places the organism in Eukaryota, Metazoa, Chordata, Actinopteri, Characiformes, Serrasalmidae.
GAAGUUUUGUUUUCCUAUCAGACCAGGCUGACGCCGGAGCGAGAGGACGUUCAGGAAGACCGACGUCUCUCAGCAGAAGGUCGCCCGGAGCGGAUUUUUCUUGGUGAUGAAGUGUGAUGAUGGGGGCGGCUCCGGCGGUCUGUGUGGUCGUUCUGUGUGGACUGCUCGUCCCGGCUCUCGGAGAUAAACACUCUCUGUACUACAUCUACACCGCCCUCAACAAAGAUGUCGCUCUACCAGGGAUCUAUGAAUUCACAGCACUCGGUCUGCUUGAUGACCGGGCCAUCGACUACUACAACAGUAAGGAACAGGUCAAGGUUCCUAAGCAGGACUGGAUGAGAGAGAAGCUGCAGCCAGAUUACUGGGACAAAGGCACCCAGUCUCGCAGGAGCAAAGAGCAGUGGUUCAAGGUCAACGUGGUCAUCCUGAUGAAGCGAAUGAGACACAAUGAGACCGACCUUCACGUUCUUCAGUGGAGACAUGGCUGUGAGAUCGAGGAAGCAGAUGGAAAUCUCACAUUUCUGAGAGGCAUUGAUGAGUACAGCUAUGAUGGCGAUGAGUUCCUCUCUUUUGAUGAUGAUAACAUGCGGUGGAUCGCUCCAGUUGCAGAAGCUUUGCCAACCAAAAGGAAAUGGGAUGAUGUGGCCAUCCUGAACCAGUACACCAAGGGUUACCUGGAGAGAGAAUGUGUGGACUGGCUCACCAAAUUCAUGCAGUACGGAAAAGAAGCAUUGGGAAAACACUCUCCACCAGAUGUUCAUGUGUUUGCAAAGAAAUCCACAACUGACUCAACCAAGCUGACCCUGACCUGCCUGGCCACAGGCUUCUACCCCAAAGACGUGGUGGUGAGUCUGAGGAAGUACAGAACUGUACUGCCUGAACAUCUAGUAAAGUCUUCAGGAGUCAGACCCAAUGAAGAUGGAACCCACCAGCUGAGGAAGAGUGUCGACAUCCAGGAGGAUGAAAAAGCAAAAUACGACUGUUUUGUGAAUCACAUCACCCUCAAAACACCAGUAACUAAACAAUGGGAUGGAAAGUGCUAUGACUGUACAACGGGAAACAUUGUGAGUUUCAUUGCUGGAGCUCUAGCCGCAGUGCUAGUGAUUAUGGUCGUGGUUGCUGUCAUAGUUUUCCUUAAAAUGAGAGGGAAAAGCGGUGAGAAAAGUAAGAGUGGGUUAAAUGAAGCCAGCAAAGUACACGUGGCGUAUAUUCCAACUUCUACAGUUGAACAGCAGUACAUUUUUCAUGAAGAUAGUGAAGAAUAAUUAAAAAGGUGGCGAAUGGCAUCAACUGGGAGAAGCUAUGAACGCUGUUGCUCAUAAGGUUUCAGCAUUUUAAUGUGUGUUUUUAAUAUCAAGGGUUUGAGAAGCAAUCUUUGAGUUUUGCUUUGAGCACUUUUCUUCACACUACAGUAUUAGUCUUAUUAAGUAUUUCAAGCAGAACCCCUGGUCUAGGUGUGAAGAAGUGGAAGUAGCCAAAUAUGUUUACUAGCACUGUGUUCAAUUUAAGCAAAUAAACAUAGAAGUAUUACAAUAGACAGGUCAGGAAACAUGAGUUAAAAUGCGAGGAAAUUCUGAUGCAUUCAUUUCAGUUCAGCUAAUUAAUUCAGUUAGACUCCUUCAAAUCCCAGUGAGGACCAUGUUUUUAUGGUGGUCCGCAGGAUAUUUCAUACUUUCUUGCAGUCCCUGAUACUAUAGUAGGUCAGAAUGUUUCAGUGUUUUCAGUAAUUGUGGUCGUGUUUGUUGUGUAGCUUCAUAUUCAGUAUAUAAUAGAAGCAUGACACAUAUAUUGUAAUACUCAGCCUUGCACUACCAAACUAUGAAUAAUAUAACACAAUAUAAUAAUAUAGUAAUAUACACAAGAGUAACUAGACACUAUAAGUAUUUUAAACAGAACCACUGGUCAAAGUGUUAAAAAGUGGCAGUAAUCAAACAUGUUGACAAACAUGACAUAAUAUGAAAUGCAUUCAUUUAAAUUUAGCUUGUUAGCCAGAUUCCUUCAAAUUCCAACGACAAACCUUUUUUAUAUUUUUAUUGUGGUCAGCUGGAUAUUUCCUGCUUUUUUGCUUUUCUGGGUACUAAAUUUUAGGUCAGAAUGUUUUAUUGUUUUCAGUGAUUGUGGCCGUGCAUGUGUUGUGUAGCUUCAUGUUUAAUAUGCAAUUCAUAAGCAAGACUCAAAUAUUGCAAUAUUCAAUUGUACUCAUUACUAGUUGUUUGUAUUGGUUUAAUAGAGUCUGAGUAUGUGAAGUGAUUUUUUAAUCUGUGCUUGUUUUUACAUUGUGAAUAAUUUCGAGAUUCUAGAUAAGCUAAUUUCCAGAUAAGCUAAUUUCAGUAAAGGUACAUGAACUUUAUGCCAAAUGAGAUACGGCUGCAUUCAUACUACAUUUGGGACAGAGAGAAGAAAGAAUAUACAACACUACAGAUAAUAAAACAAAGGAGAAACAUAAAAUAAAAUAAAUCCACAAUGCUUGCAAAAAGCAGAGCUGCGAGAUUUGCAGUGUUGAGAAAGUAAAACCUGUUCCACUACAUUAGACACCUGAAAGUUCAUAUCAGUAUAUUUCAUGUUUAUGAAGACUGCAUAGUGGUGUGCACUGGACGACUUUAAGUGCCAUUCUACUGUUUCAUUUGUCUGUAAAAUGACAUUUCCUCACUAAUCCAUCUGUUUUGCACUGACUGUGUGGGUGAUUUUGUGCCUGGUUUGUUGAUUGCAAAUUGACAUGAUAGCGUUGUGCAGUGAAGAAGUUUGUUGUGUUGUACUUUUGAAAGCACUUUGUGUGUAGCACAUAUAUUGUCAUUACUUUGUUAAUAAAGCUUUUCUUUCAAACUCUC